AUGAUAUCCGAAGCUGAUACCGUCAAGACCCGGCUUCUUGUUAUUUCAGACACUCAUGGACGGCAACUCGAGUAUGAACAAGAGGCGGAUGUGGCUAUCCAUUGCGGUGACUUGACAAACGAGUCUAAACUAGACGAAUACCGGUCCGUGAUCAAGAACCUUAGCAGCAUCAAGGCCCCUCUCAAAUUGAUUGUGCCUGGCAAUCAUGACUUCUCCCUGGACAUACCCCAGUUUCAGAGAAAGAUUGACCAGGUGCGACAACAGUAUGCGGACUCGAAAGGCAAAGAUUUUGCCAGAAAGUAUGGUGCUCCGGGAGACGCUCACCGUCUGUUUGAGGCAGCAAGCGAUGCGGGAAUUGUUUUGCUCGACCAACAAGGACUUCACAUAUUCACUCUCACCAACGGUGCUCGCCUGACUGUAUAUGCUAGCCCGUACACUCCCCACGCUGGUGGGUUUUGGGGCUUCCAAUACCGUUUCGAAGAAGGCCAUGAUUUUGACAUUCCAGAAAGACAAGUCAUUGUGAAGGAGACCCGCAUCCGCUCAAGCACGACCAUGGGAUCCGAAAUCAAGAAAGUCCCCAUCCCCCGCCGAGGGGUCGACUACAGGGGCAAGAUCGUUCUUGCGCCCAUGGUUCGCUCCGGCGAACUUCCAUCUCGCCUCCUGGCUUUGCACUACGGCGCAGACUUGGUCUGGGGUCCCGAAACCGUCGACAAAGCUAUGAUUGGCACUACGCGCCGAGUCAACCCUGUCACCAACACUAUCGACUGGACCAAGAUUCCUUCCUUCGGCCAGAAGAACCCCCCGAAGACGAUUCCUGAAGCCGUAGUCUUCAGCACACACCCGGAGAAAGAGGCUGGAAAGCUGAUCUUUCAGAUCGGAACGGCCGACCCGGACCUGGCGGUUCAGGCAGCGAGACUUGUCGCUGCUGAUGUGUCCGGCAUAGAUGUCAACGCCGGUUGCCCCAAACCCUUCAGUAUCAGUGGAGGAAUGGGCGCGGCGCUGCUGAAAACGCCUGACAAGCUCUGCGCAAUCCUAGAGGCUCUUGUAGCUAACAUCAUGCCCGAGUUCGAAAUCGGCAUUAGCGUCAAAAUCCGUCUCCUCGAUACUCCAGAACAGACCGAGGCUCUUGUGCGAAAGCUUUGCGCCACCGGCAUCACCGGUCUUACGAUUCACUGCCGCACCACUCCUAUGCGGCCUAGAGAACGUGCGAUUCGCGAGCAGCUUCGGAUGGUGGCAGGCGUGUGCCAUGAUGCCGGGGUCGCCUGCAUCAUGAACGGUGAUGUCGAAAGCCGAGACCAUGCGGUGGACCUUAUUAAAGAGUACGGUGUUGAUGGUGCCAUGAUUGCAACCGCCGCUGAGGCAAAUUCGAGCUGUUUCAGAUCGAAAGAAGACGGCGGCGUCGCAGGUUGGGAAGAGGUCGCUGCAGCAUACAUUAAGUAUGCAUUGGAGGUCGACAACAAGUUCGGCAACACUAAAUACUUGCUUUGUCAGAUUGUUCCUGGGAAAAGUGGAAUGUACCAGAAGAUGAAUCAGUGCAAGACCUAUACUCAAGUGUGUCGCGCGCUUGGUCUUGAGGAUCUCAUGGAGCUCGCUCAGCAGACAGACAUAAACAAGGGCAUCGAUCCGGAAAAGACGGGGAAGGCGGGCAAGAUGUCCAACCCGAGCGCCAUGGCGGCUGGAGGCAAGAUGACGGGAAACAGAUCCAGUCAGGCGCCCCGAAAGAAGUCUGAAAGAGGCGUCACUGUUCCUGCUGACAAGCAGCAAGCAUCUGUUCCCCUCCAAACGUAA
Molecule: messenger RNA, 1788 nt
Organism: Colletotrichum truncatum
Lineage: Eukaryota; Fungi; Ascomycota; Sordariomycetes; Glomerellales; Glomerellaceae
Source: RefSeq, a predicted model, not a curated record